AUGGUAUCACUAGCAUCUAAAAUUGAAUUUAAUGAAUUUUGUAAUUUAUUAGAAGAAAUUUUAUCAGCUUCACCUAAAAAUAAAGUUAAAAUCUUGACAGAUUUUUUGAAUAAAUGGCGGGAGGUUGGAAAAGAAUUAAAAAAUGAAAAUCCUGAUGCGGAUAUUUCGCUAUUCCCAAUAAUGAGAUUAUUAUUAUCAUCAAAAGACCAUGAACGCGGGCCGUAUGGUUUGAAAGAAAAAUCUUUGGGAAUUUUAUACGUCAGAGUUUUUUGUCUUGGUAAUUCUGAUGAUGCUAAACAAAUUAUCAAUUACAGGGAACCAACGGAACAAAAAACGCCAUCUGGCGGCGACUUGGCUGGAAAAAUCUAUUGGAUCUUAAAACGCCGUCAGACAAAAAACAUUUGCAAACUAUCAAUCGAGCAGAUAAAUUCCCUUCUUGAUAAAAUUGCAGAAAAAAAUCGGCAGAAUAAAAGCAAAGAUCCCGAGUUUUUUCGUAUGGCCCAACAAUGCAGCGCAUUGGAAAUAAAAUGGCUAACGCGAAUAAUUUUAAAGUCCAUCAGAAUAGGGAUAGGAGAAAAGCAGAUCUUAAACGCUUACCACCCAGACGCAGAAUCCCUCUUCGGCGAGCAAUCGAACCUCCGAGAGGUCUGCGACACUCUACAUAACCUAAAAUACCGUCCUAAAAAAACUUGCAACAUCAGCGUGCUCUCCCCCUUCAAACCGAUGCUCCUCGAGGGCUUUUAUAUCGAGCGUAUCUCCGAGCUUUUCACCACAACGCCAUCUUACAUAAUCCAGACAAAAUUCGAUGGCGAAAGGAGCCAACUGCACAUGUCUAACGGCAAGUUUAAGUACUACACUCGCCACGGCUACGACAUAACCAACCACCCAAGUUUCGGGGAUUCCCCACUUUCAGGUAACCUAACCUCCAAAAUUUCUUCCCUUCUAAACCCAGAAUGCCGCUCAAUAAUCCUCGACGGCGAGCUUAUGGGCUGGCACAAGGAAAAACUUUGUUUCGGUUCUAAAGGUAUGAACUUCGACGUUAAAAAACUAACCUCAAAAAGCGUCCAUCAGCCAUGUUUGAUGGCCUUCGACAUCAUUUUAUACAACGACAAGCUAUUGGUCGACUUACCUCUAAAAGAGCGAUUGAAAGUCUUAGAAAGCGCUUUUACGCCACAAGAUGGCGUCCUGAUGCGCAGUAACAACACUAUAGUGUCUUCCCCUGACCAAAUCCGGGAAAUUUUCAACCAGAGUCUUGAUAAUUACGACGAAGGGAUAGUUGUUAAAGAUUCUUUAGGAAUCUACAAGCCAAAUUCCCGCGAGGGUAACAAGUGCUAUAAAAUAAAAGCAGAGUACUCUGAUAAUUUAGUCGAAGACAUAGAUUUACUGAUAGUUGGAGGUUAUUAUGGACAAGGUAAGUACUCAGGAAUGUACAACAGCUUCCUGGUGGCGCUAGUAGUCCCGGGGCCUAGUGAAGAAACAAGGAAGUUCCAAUCCGUGGUUGGAGUUAGUUCUGGGAUUCCCCGGGAUAAACUUAGAGAUUUAAACGCUAGAUUUGCGGAAAGUUGGACUAAAGAGCGGCCAUCUUGUGUGGUAGGGCCCAGUAAGGACCCACCGGACUCAUGGCUGCCUCCAGAGAAGUCUACAGUGCUCCAGAUCAGAGCCAGUGAGUUGAUUAAAUGCAAAACUCAACCUACGGGGUAUACUUUGAGGUUUCCGAGGGUAAAGAAGGUUAGGGAAGACAAACCUUGGUACGACGCUUGCACAAUUACGGAAUUUAAUAACUUGAUAAAGCACCGCGGAGUGGUUAAUAAGCUGACCAAGAGGCAUGCUACUGAAGAAGAUGAAAAAUGUCUGCCCGCUAAGAGAAGAGAUACUGAAGCUAAGUUUAUUAAGAGUAUCAAGAUGGAUGAGAAACACUUUGGGGUUAGGGCGGCUGAUGUUCAGCGCAAGACCCGACUGAUGGAAGGGAAGGAGUUCUGUGUUAUCAACGGAGAUGGUAAGGUCAGUAAGGAAGACUUGGAACGGAUUUUACUGGAACAUUCGGCCAAGGUUGUUCAAAACCCGGGAAGAAAUACAUUUUGUGUCUUGAUAGGAGAUGAGAAGAUAUUGAAGGCAAGGAAUUUAAUUGAGUGCGCUAAGUAUGAUGUUGCGAAAAUUUCCUGGGUUAUUAGAGCGACUAAGGAAGAAAAUUGGGGAAGAUUAGUUGAGUUUCUUCCAUGGGAAAUGCUGGCGAUGCGCAAGGAGACUAGGGACAGAUUGAAGGUUAUGUUUGAUGAGUACUGGGACGGGUUUUUUGUUGAUGCGGAUCUGGAAAGUCUGAAGCGCUCUUUGGAAAGAGCGGAGGAUCUUGAGGAUUGUAGAGCGUUUGAAGAAGAAGACUAUAAAGAGUUGGAAGAAGAGUGCGGGGAUUUGCAGGUUAGGGUCUUUGAGAAUGUGGCCGGCCAUUUUGUUAAAGAUGACUGGUUGAAGAAACCUUUUGUGUUUUUGAGGGGGAAGAUUUGUGAGGAGAUUGAUGGAAGUACUACGCAUGUUUUUGUGGGCGGAAAUUGGGACAGAGAGAGUGUUUAUAGGAAAAUUAAUCAGUCCGGGAAAAAUUUUAUUAAGGUACUAGAUAAAAAGUGGGUUAGAGAGUGCCUGGACAGAGGGCGUUUGUUACCAGAAAAUGAUUAUAUUGUACAAUAA
Messenger RNA from Cotesia congregata, 2682 nucleotides. NCBI's taxonomy places the organism in Eukaryota, Metazoa, Arthropoda, Insecta, Hymenoptera, Braconidae. The record is from the annotation of a GenBank genome assembly.